Molecule: messenger RNA, 2660 nt
Organism: Sinocyclocheilus anshuiensis
Lineage: Eukaryota; Metazoa; Chordata; Actinopteri; Cypriniformes; Cyprinidae
Gene: cunh21orf91
Product: chromosome unknown C21orf91 homolog
Exons: 5
Coding region: 159-1010 (283 amino acids)
Source: RefSeq, a predicted model, not a curated record
UUUGUCAUUGCUGUACUUGUAGCUGCUUGCAGUCCGCUUCAAUAACAACACCCGCCGUUCUACCAGCGUGGCUUACCUGUAAGGUCAGCCAAUUUCCCUGUGUUUCUCUCUGGAUUGUGCCGAAAUUUCUUCUGACAACGUAAAGAAUAAGAAACACCAUGGAGGAAGAGGAGCACUUUGUGAACAUAGACUUGAACGAUGACAACAUCUGCAGCAUCUGUAAACUAGAGACGGACACAGGAACGCUUUCCUUCUGCCAUGUGUGCUUUGAACUGAGCAUAGAGGGUGUAUGCAGCGCCACCCUGCUGCACUCCAAAUCUCUACGUGGACAUAGAGACUGCUUUGAAAAGUACCAUCUCAUCGCCAACCAGAAGCUCUCCCGCGCCAAGGCCUCCCACAGCGCGUACGAGGGUGUGAAGCGGGCUCUGAGCCAGCGAAUCAACCGCAUUAUACAGUAUGCCCAGAACAGAGACUCCGUAACUGCUGAGACACCCGGGCGCUGGGGGGCCAAACAGAUUCUGUGUCACACUCAGCUGGGCGGCAGGAAACUCGUGCCCCAGUCCGAUGCCCAGGUUCCCCGUUACGCCCCACGAUGGGCGGAAGAGGCGACGAUGGCAGAGUCAGAGUAUGGGAAAACCAUGCUGGACUGUCACUCUGCCGAGGAGCUCGGUCUCGGCCUGCUGCAGGGAUCACGCCAGGGACUGUGGGCUGGAGAGAGACACCACCCACGAGAACAGCAGAGAGACACAGCCAGACAGAGGAGACACAGUCGAGAAGAGCUGGUGAGGAUGAGUGUGGAGGAGCUUCGCCAGCUGAACGAGCAGCUACUGCUACAAAUACAAAAUGUGUUUGAGGAGCUGUCUGUAGCUGUGCAGGAGAAGGACUCUCUUUCUUCAGAGCUUCAUGUACGGCACAUAGCCAUCGAGCAGCUCUUUAAAAACUGCGCCAAGCUGCCGUGGCUCCAGAUCGGGCGAGCAGGGGUCAAAGCUGGCAACAACCCAGUGGAAUGAGCGCUUUUUGGGGAAAGACCAGAAAGAAAGCUUGGCUUCAAGCAGAGUCUCAUGGAAGCUCAAGCGGACCGGAAACGCACAACGCUGUGCUAACGAGGUUAAAGUCGCCUCGCUCUAAAAGGUGGCGUCUGAAUUUUCAGCAAAAACUGGACUUUGAAAGCGAAAGUGUCCAAAAGUGUUUCUAUGCAGAAUGAGGUGGUUUUAAAACCUUACAAAUACUCAUUUUAAUUCUUUUGUGGUUCCAUUCAUACACGUUCGUUUUUAUUCUUCAUAUCACUGUUUACUCUCUACACUUGAUCAUGUUGGGUGGUUAAUAGGCUUGGAUGAGUCUGACAGUGUUCCUCCUGCACGUUCAGGCUUGCUGAUUGGUUGUGGUGUUGCUGUGGUAACUGUUGCUUAGUUAACAGUUUUUCCCUCCCUCUGCUCAUUGCAGUGGAACUUGUUAAUGACGGUAGUUGUUCCAUUACUCUAAGCAGGCAUAUUUCUCCUGUUGUGCUGAAGUUCAGCAUAAGCGCUUUAGUGGAAGUUUACAUUUCUUUUGUUAUUGCACUCUUAAAACUGUGUUCUGACAUUUCAUAGGUGCUUUUCCCCCCAAUCACAACAUUUUGAUUUUCACAAAUGUUAAGCACAGGCCUAACUUUGAUUUAGGCUUAACUCGGUGCUGGGAUUAAUAUUGGAGAGAUGGGAAUGUUCAACCAAAGCCUUUGUUACCUCAUGGUAACUAUUCAGUAUUUAUUUUGUUAGGACAAUUAUUUGCUUGUUACAAAUAUUUCGAAGUAAAUUAGCUUUUGUAAUGUGUGGUUUUCUUUUCUGUAGUGUGUAGAGGUUGUUUUCUUGUGCUGUUAUAGUAUGGUUUCUUGUAUUUAGGGUCCGUGCAUAAAUUGAAAAGUGCAAAGUGAGCCUUUACCCAGCUGCCUUGAUUUCAGAACAGACUGUGUUGCCAUCUGGUGGACAUUCAGAGAAUCCUGUCCACCUGCUGCCCUGAUGUGUGUGUGCAUGGUUAAGUGUCUAUUAUUAUGGUUCUACGAAGUCUAUUACAGUAUCUCUAGAAUCUUAAACAAAAUGUUUUAAGAAAUCAGCUAGGAAUUCUCAAUUCUGUUCUCUUUGUAAGAGAGACAUAUUCGACUGACCCCUCUGGGGUUUCUAAGAGUAUUUUAUUUUGUAUGAGUGUAUUUUGUCAUUCUGGUUAUGCUCUGAGGUCAAGUCAGCAAACUAGAAAUAAUGGUUAAAUUCUGUAAAAGAAGCAAUAUGUGUCUGACCUUCUUGUAAAACGUUUACAUUUUUCGUUUAUGGUUCAUUCUGUGUUUUGACAUACAGGAGGUUGGAGUUACUGAAAUAAUGAAGCACACUGCUGUGGAAAUACUGAAUGAACUACAUGAGUUGGAUGAGUUUCAUGUUUGUCUCGACUGUGUUGCAGAGGUAGGCCAUGUGUUAAAAUGUUCACUUGAUUAUGCUGGUGUCAUUGAUGUCUUAUUCAUUUUCUCUUAUAUGUUUAUUCGUUGCUUGUCUUAUUUUCCUUUUUAAAUUUUAUUUUAUUUUUUUUUAAUUGUGUUGUGACAUUCAAGUGGUUUAUGCAAUACUGUUUGUUAGUGGAUCUUUCCAUCAGUUUAGAAGAUUUCUGGAUGCUUUUGUUUGGAGUGAUGUGUACAU